AUGCUCCAGAUCCUCCCCGAUGCUGGGGCUCUGCCCCUGGGAGAUGCAGCUGGGGAGAUGCCUGAGGAGGACAUCGAAGCCCUCAUGGAGGAGAUGGAUUACCUCCCUGGCCACUUUCACCUGGACCUGAACCUGAACUUUGAGCCGGGCUCCCGAGCCCCCUUCCGAGGCCGGGAUAUGAAGCUGCAGCGAGAGAGCCUUCGGACAGAGCUAGAGUUUGAGACUGGGCCCCUGCAGUAUGCAGUACGGAACCUCCUGGGUGUCUUCACCUUCUACUUGGACGAGCUGGAGCAGGCCCGGGAGCUCUUCCUGCAGGUGACCCAGGAGGCACCGGACAACCUGAAUGCCUGGGCCAACCUGGCUUAUGUCUACGACCAGCUGGGCCUGGAGCAGGAGGGGGCCCAGUGCAUGGAGACAUUGUCCAGCCUCAUGGGCCUGGAGGCCGAGGAGGAAAGGAUGGCCAGUGGAGACCUCAAGCUCCGGGCAGCCCGGUGCCUGGCUGAGCAGGGCUAUGCCUCGGCCUUCGACGUGGGCUUCGUGAGCGAGAGUGACCAGGUCCAGAAGCUGGCUGCCGGCAUCGCCCUCUACGACAAAGGCCUGGUGUAUGGACAGAAGAAGAUCCCGCUGGAGGAGAAACGGAGCUGGUACUUCACGAUGGCAACGCUGCUCAUCAGGCUGGACGGCAUCUUACUGAACCAGGGCAUUGAGGAGCAGAAGAGGCUGGUCCCUUUUAACCGCACCCUCAGGCUGCUCCGGGAAGUGGUCAAGUCCUCCAGCACCCACCAUCGAGCUCUGGCCUGGUGCUACCUUGGGAUGCUUCUGGAAAGGAAAGACACCUUCUCUACCACCCCUAUGGGAGUGCAUGACUGUGGCUACUCAGGGACUGACCCCCUGGACUGUUUUGGCAAGGCCAUAGAGAUCGCCAAGGACCAUGCACCCAUCUUGAAUCGACUGGCCAAGAUCUUCCAUUUCCUGGGGAAGCAAGACAUGGCCAUCGGCAUCUGCAACAUGGCUCUGGACAUCCUGCCAGAUCCUGAGCUCAACUGGCAGGCCUACUGCACCAGGGCCAAGAUCCACACCAAGGCAUACUUGCGUGAUCUGGAGCGGGCCAAAGCUGGGCUGGGAGGUCUGCCAGACAGGAAUCACCUCACUGUAGCCAGGGAUGACCUGGAGGAGGUGGUCAAGGUGUGUCCAGGCCUAAAGACCUACCUGGACAUCGGUCAGGUCUACUAUUAUAUGGGAGUGGACGCUGUGCAGGAACUGCUGGCCGUGGACGAGUCGGCCCUGAACAAGGCCCUGGUGUUCUUCGCCAAGGCCAUGGAAUCGGACGUGGGCGAGACGCUGCCCGAGAUCCAGCUGCUCCGAGGCAAGUGCUUGCGGAUUAAGGGCGAGGAGCCCAACGCCGUGGAGUGCUUCAAACGCGCCAUUGAACUGGAUGAGAGCGGGUCGCGCCACACUGAGGGCUUCCGCUGCCUCCUGGAGACCCUGCUGGCCCUCCUGAGCCAGGCCCGGCUGAGCGCCAGCGAGCUGGGCCGGGAGGUGGAGCUGUGGGUGCGCAAGGCUGAGGGCAAGUACCCGGCGGCGCGUGUGAGACAAGAGCUGCAGCGCGUGUACCGCAGCCACACAGCCGAGGUGGUGGCCCUGUCCAAGGCCAUGGUGUCUCAGGGCAGGCUGCAGCUGGUUCGGCUGCUGUUCGACACCAUGGGUGACGCCUGGAGAAAGCCGCAGCUGGGCGAGAGGUCCCUCUCCUUCUGAGCCACGGGCGCUUCUGGAACCGUAGGAGCUGAGACUGGGGUGUCCAGUGCUGGGGCCACGUUGUAGGACGGCCACAGUGACAAGCCGGGUGUGUCGACAUGGGCGUCUGCAAACAUAGGGCACUUUAAGGGGUGCCAAGUGUAAACAGUGUGUUGGAAAGACUGACCCGGCGCGGAAGCCUUAUAAAAGACCCACAAUCCAGGUCUCCUGCUGGGUGUCAACCAAAACCCGCAUCUUCUACUCUCCAACCAGCUGGCCAGCCGGCCGGUGUCUGGAAGGCCCUGCCUCAUUCCUUAUGCAGCUGGAAUUCCGAGCGUCCUUCACCGCACAGCUGAGGGCGCUUCUUUAUUACAUUGUAUUACGUUGUAUUACUCUGUAUAUGUCUCAUUUACUUCUCAGAGUCCGUAGAAUGUAAGCUGCCCGGCGGCAGUUUUAUUUUCUCUGUAU
This is a messenger RNA of Phascolarctos cinereus (koala), 2202 nucleotides long. It is a transcript of the gene TTC22, whose product is annotated as tetratricopeptide repeat domain 22. The record is from RefSeq and is a predicted model, not a curated record. Gene Ontology annotation, molecular function: protein binding. NCBI's taxonomy places the organism in Eukaryota, Metazoa, Chordata, Mammalia, Diprotodontia, Phascolarctidae.